ACACAAAAUACGGAGAGCGAUAAAGCUCAUAGUUCACGCGUCUUUAACACCAACUCGAUUUUCAUUACAUAUCCAAAGAUGUCUGCCACCAGGUACCGUCGCUUCCUGAAGCUGUGUGAGGAAUGGCCCCGGGACGAGGCCCAGAAAGCUCGGGAUUUGGGAACGUUUCUACGACAGAGAGUAGCCACAGCCUUCCGUGAGGGUGAAAACACACAGAUCUCAGAUCCGGAGAAAUGUGACCACAUGUAUGAAAGUUUGGCCCGCAUUAAUGAUAAUUUCUACAGACAACGAUUCCCUCGUGUAAGAGACACAAGCUUUACUGGAGUUACAGUGGAAGAGUGUAAAUUGCUUUUGUCAGGAAAUCUGCAGCAGAUGGACGAGGAAAAAAAGGGUUUGUGGAAGAAGUUAAUGGAGAGAUUCUCAAAAUCACCAGAAGACGUUCCAGAGAAAGCCCCGGAAAAAUAACUCUCACUCUUUUCUUUUUCUUUUCUCAUUACAUAUAUAGAAUUAAAGCUCAUUGUUAACUUAAAAA
This is a messenger RNA of Cyclopterus lumpus (lumpfish), 532 nucleotides long. RefSeq names its product ubiquinol-cytochrome-c reductase complex assembly factor 2. Gene Ontology annotation, cellular component: mitochondrial matrix. The coding region runs from base 79 to 465 and encodes 128 amino acids. Gene Ontology annotation, biological process: mitochondrial respiratory chain complex III assembly. The record is from RefSeq and is a predicted model, not a curated record. Lineage: Eukaryota; Metazoa; Chordata; Actinopteri; Perciformes; Cyclopteridae. The transcript has 4 exons.